Molecule: messenger RNA, 3581 nt
Organism: Larimichthys crocea (large yellow croaker)
Lineage: Eukaryota; Metazoa; Chordata; Actinopteri; Sciaenidae
Gene: e2f2
Product: E2F transcription factor 2
Exons: 7
Coding region: 536-1882 (448 amino acids)
Biological process (GO): regulation of transcription by RNA polymerase II
Cellular component (GO): RNA polymerase II transcription regulator complex
Molecular function (GO): protein dimerization activity; RNA polymerase II cis-regulatory region sequence-specific DNA binding; DNA-binding transcription factor activity, RNA polymerase II-specific
Source: RefSeq, a predicted model, not a curated record
GCUAAAAAAGCUGUUCUUCCCCAGCCCUUGUCUCUCUUGUAUGGAGAGCGGAGCUCUGAGGUGGACGGACAGGAAUCACGGACCGGGUCGGAUUCCGCAUCAGAAAGGGGGUCACAAUAAGCUGUAAAUCUCAAGGUGGAACCUGAUCUCAAUGAGACCUGGAGACCUUCUGGUACUGGACUCUCAAAUACUGCAUGUUUGAACUCAUUUAUUUAUUUAGGCAGUAGGUUUUUUUGAAUAACUUUUAAUGCGAGUUUACUCUGCCGGACAAAGGCUAUAACAACAGCGAUCAGUCUGCUGUGUAAUAACGGAUAUUAUUAGUAAACACGGCUGUUUAACUCAUGCAUUUUUAUAUUUAAUGACUUGCUCUGGGUUAUUCUGUUAUUAUAAUCGCAGGUUAUAGGACAUAUAUCUUCAGCAGCAACUUGCUAAUAAGAAGCAAACGGUUUAAGCAGAGCAUUAAGUGCUGAUCCAGCAGCACACUUCUUCUUCUCUUCGUUUGACCAAUCCGGUUAAAUUUAGUUUACUCAGGAAAAUGAUGCGGAUGCCUAAAGGCGUCUCUCCGGCAUCGGGUCGGCCAUCAGUGGGACUGCCUUCCUCUCAGCAGAAGAUAAAAGUUUUGUCCACCGGAGGAGUGAAGACCGAGUUCUUCAGCACCGGACUGUCCAGCCCGCUCAUGAACACGGUACCGGCCGGUUAUUUCACCCAGAUCUGCAACACGACCGCGGCCGAACAAAGAGCCAACAGCCUGUAUUCAACCCCCCACGGACCAGAGGCUAAACCCAUCAGAUCAUCCUCCGGGCGCCUGCCGGCUAAAAGGAAACUGGAUCUUGAGGACCCUCUUUACCUGCCAGAGUUCCGCACACCAAAAGGCAAAUGCAGCAUCGCUGCCAGGAUACCGAGUCCAAGAACUCCGAAGUCUCCAGGUGAGCGGACACGCUACGACACCUCCCUGGGCCUGCUGACCAAGAAAUUUGUGGGUCUGAUCGCCGAGUCUCCUGACGGAGUUCUUGACCUGAAUUGGGCCACCGAGGUCCUGGAGGUGCAGAAGAGACGCAUCUAUGACAUCACCAACGUCUUGGAGGGAGUCCAACUCAUCCGAAAGAAGUCCAAGAACAACAUCCAGUGGCUGGUUGGAGAUGUAUUUGAGGGUGGCGCAAGUGGAGGAGAGAAGUCUUGUGCCCUGAGGAAAGAGCUUGGAGACCUGGAGAGAGUAGAGAAAUCUCUGGAUGAACUGAUCCACUCCAGCACCGCACAGCUCAAACAACUCACUGAACACGAAGAUAAUCAGAGGUUGGGGUAUGUGACGUAUCAGGACAUCCGGUCCAUCGGCAGUCUCAAAGACCAGACAGUCAUUGCCGUCAAGGCACCAGCUGACACCAAACUGGAGGUGCCAGACACGGCAGGGCAGGGAUCAUUACAGAUCUAUUUAAAGAGUAAAAAUGGCCCCAUUGAAGUCUACCUGUGUCCAGAGGAAGGUCUUGAAGAUGCUAGUCCGGUUAAAAGUGCUGUCACACCUAAAAAAGAGUUCCCUCAACCCCUUGGGCCUCCAGCUACAACACAGAUGGCACUGCCAAGCUACAGCAUCAAAGAGGAGCCUAUUGAAUCCAACAUGUCCACAGCGGCUCCAGCCACCUCCUCAGCCACAGCAACCAGCUCCUCUCUGCUGGACGUCGAGGGUCUGCUGGGUUUGCCUCCGAGCUUGCUCCAGAUCACAGAGGACCAGCUUCCUUGCGCCUCUUUCACCCCAGACCCCAACACCCCCUUUGUCAGUUUCUCUCCACCUUUGGACCACGACGACUACCUCUGGAGCCUUGAGGAUGACGAGGGAGUCUCAGAUUUCUUCAACACAUAUGAUCUUGGGGAUCUGCUGAAGAGCUGAGGUGUAGAUGAAGGAAAUGGGGAGGAAAUUAAUGUUGAAGUGUGUGUGUGGAGGGGCGGGGGGGUAUUUAAUUGAAUGCCUUGGGGUAGAAAAUAUUACACUAUGAAGCCAUCACUCUUUGUUUUUGCCAUGCCAGUUCUGUUUUAACGUCAGUGAUUCCAAAGGAGGAGUUUAUUUUAAAUAAGUAGGAAUUUGUACAUAUGAUUGUAAAAAUAGGAGGUUGGGUGAUGUUUGUAAUCUCCAAACGUUAGGAAACACUGUUUUACAAGCAAGGAUUGUUUUGGAUUUUCUGUCACAUUUUCAGAUCGCUGCAAAGAAAAAAAAAAUAGAUGUAACAAAAGACACAUAACACAUCACCAGCAAUUGAAUCUGAUGCUUGGCUUUCAGGCAGUGUUUACAUUGUGACAACUCAGGAAUUUUUAUUUUCUUUCCUUGUUUCCAAAGUCUAAAUGUUUGUGCCACUCUUUGGCCCACAGGGGGCAGCCUUGUAUUAUGUCAGCUUUAACUGCCAUGCAGCUUUACAGGAUUCAAUCACUGGAUGAGAGUAAGCUAAAGCCAUCGAGAACAAUACACAGGGUAUGUUUUUAAGUCCUAGUAUCUUCAACACUGAUCACAUUAAACUGUGAAUAACCAGUCCUUGUAAAUCCGCAGGCAUCUACAGCUAGAGCAUACUGUAUUGCUUUAAAAUCGGAUUUUAAAGGAGCUUGUGUUGCUUCUCUCCUGUCUUAAGCUUUAUGUCAGGCGCUGUACAUGUUUGGUGCUGUGUCGUGUGCCAAAAAUGUGAAAGGCAGUCUCUGACGGCCAGUACUGGACCCAGACCCAGAGUUAAUGACUGAUCGAGUGCACUCAUUUCAAUCUCAACCCAACAUGAGGGCCACACUCUUCAGUUUGGCAGCUUUGUUUCAACUCCAGGUGCUCCUUUAUUGAUGUGAGUUUGCUGAUUUUAAUGGAGGAUAUUUUUUUAAUUUAGUAGUGUAAGACUACUAUUGUAUUUCUGAGGAAAUAGCCCAAAAUAAAUUAAAUGCAGCAUCUAUGUUGCAGGGGGUUAAUUGAGGUAAUUAAGGUUUAAUUAGAAUAGUUUUCUUCUCAUCUUGCACCAAAAUAAAUGAAGUCUGUUGACUUAGCACUAACAGACACGAUAAGAAAUUUGUAUCUUUACUGUUUGAAUUCCAAGCCUAUAAGUGCUUUCACCACACGUGGUGGCGCAUCCAGGAUCAGCAGCCUCGAUUCUGAUCUGUUAAACGUUUUAGGGUUUAAGCGUUCUCUAGACACAUUUGGACAUUUGAAUUUCAUGCUCACGUAUUUUUGGCUUUCCCUCUACACCGCAGAGAUAAGCUAACUGUCCUGUCCUAACAAAACUUGAAAAAUGUGUGUUUGCGUGUGUAUUUGACAGCUUGGGAAACGGGUGUCAUGGUGUGUUUGUUUGUGAGAUUUUACAGUGUAGAUUAGCGAAUGUGAAUUUCAGAUUUCAGAAUUUGUAGUUGUUUUGUUUUUUUCAAUGAGCAUUAUUUUUCUGGUAUUUGUACAUAAUUUGUUUUGUAUUUAUACCCAUUCUUCUGAAUUUUUCGAAAGUUGGUGUUUUUUCUUACAGAAGACGCAGUUGUUUGUGUAUAACAUGCAGCACUUAAUAUUUUGUAAUAUUGUGUGGACUGUUUGAAAUUAUCAAAUAAAUACUGAAGCCAUGCUUUACACUUGGAAA